UUUUUGAAGACAGGGUCUCAGUGCAGAGCUAAUUUCCUUAAGACAUUUUCUCCGUUCUUCCCACCCGGCUCUGGGAAGAUGGUAGGUCCCACUUCCGGUCUCCCCGGAAGUUUCGCGAUGGAGAGAGGAGAAACGCCUGAGGAAGAAAGGCAGUCUGGCCAUCAUGUUCUGCCUACCAGUCUGGAAUCCGACAGUUUGAAGAAGAGCAAUUGGGGGUUCUUGUUUACUGGGAUCAUUGGUGGGGUACUGGUGACAGUGUACGCUGUGGCCACCCCAUUUAUCACACCGGCCCUGCGGAAAGUUUGCUUGCCGUUUGUGCCUGCCACUUCGAAGCAGAUUGAAAAUGUCGUGAAGAUGUUGCGGCACAGAAGAGGCUCCCUGGUGGACAUCGGCAGUGGUGACGGACGCAUUGUGAUUGCAGCUGCAAAGGAAGGAUUCCCAGCUGUCGGCUAUGAGCUGAACCCUUGGCUAGUCUGGUACUCUAGGUACCGUGCCUGGAGAGAAGGGGUGCACGGCUCUGCCAGGUUUUACAUCUCAGAUCUGUGGAAGGUCACCUUUGCACAGUACUCCAAUGUCGUCGUUUUUGGUGUGCCCCAGAUGAUGCUGCAGCUGGAGAGGAAGCUGGAGCUUGAACUUGAGGAUGGUGCUAGAGUUAUUGCCUGCCGGUUCCCUUUCCCACACUGGACUCCAGACCACACUGCUGGAGAGGGGAUCGAUACCGUGUGGGCGUACGACGUGGACAGUUUCAGAGGACGGGAAAAGAGGUCUUGAUCACGAGCUCUGUAGGGCCAUCCAGUCCAGCAAACUGCCCUUGACACGGGAUGAGAAGUCAUGCUGCUAGCCUUACCUUUUGGAGAAAAUGAACAGGAGCGCAGAAAAACAUUUAGGUGUAAAGGCAAUUUCACAUAGCCUGGGUUGGCCUCGAAUUUUCUGUGUAGCUUAGAAUGGCUUGAACUUCUGAUCCUUCCUCCUCUACCUUCCCAGUAAAAUUUGCUCUUAGUGGAA
Messenger RNA from Arvicola amphibius (Eurasian water vole), 1005 nucleotides. RefSeq names its product ATP synthase c subunit lysine N-methyltransferase (gene Atpsckmt). Gene Ontology annotation, molecular function: protein-lysine N-methyltransferase activity. Gene Ontology annotation, cellular component: mitochondrion. The record is from RefSeq and is a predicted model, not a curated record. NCBI's taxonomy places the organism in Eukaryota, Metazoa, Chordata, Mammalia, Rodentia, Cricetidae. Gene Ontology annotation, biological process: peptidyl-lysine trimethylation; positive regulation of proton-transporting ATP synthase activity, rotational mechanism; regulation of mitochondrial ATP synthesis coupled proton transport. The transcript is spliced from 5 exons. The coding region runs from base 79 to 771 and encodes 230 amino acids.